GUCACGUGUGACUUUCUGAUCCAAUCAACAGAGACUUUCCUUACACAGAUUUGUAAGAUGGCGACCGCCGAACCGGAAAGCAACCCAAGUCCAACCCAGACUGAUGAGGACGGAGCUGAGGAGUGUGGACAGGAGAUUGUAAGCCCUGAGGCCUACAUCAAACAUCCCCUCCAGAACAAAUGGUCCCUGUGGUUCUUCAAGAAUGACAAGAGCAAAACAUGGCAGGCCAACCUGCAAAUCAUCUCUAAAUUUGACACUGUUGAAGAUUUCUGGGCUCUCUACAACCACAUCCAGUUAUCAAGCAACCUCAUGUCAGGCUGUGAUUACUCCCUAUUUAAGGACGGCAUUGAACCCAUGUGGGAGGAUGAGAGGAACAAGCGUGGCGGCCGCUGGCUGCUCACACUCAACAAGCAGCAGAGAAGAUUAGACCUGGACCGUUUCUGGCUGGAAACUCUCCUGUGCUUAGUAGGAGAGGCCUUUGACAGCUACAGUGAUGACAUCUGUGGAGCUGUGGUCAACAUCCGCACAAAAGGAGACAAAAUUGCUGUCUGGACAUCAGAUUUUGAGAAUCGGGAAGCUGUGACACACAUAGGGCGAGUUUACAAAGAACGCUUGGGGCUUCCCAUUAAGAUGACUAUUGGCUACCAAUCUCACACGGACACGGCUACCAAGAGCGGUUCAACCACCAAGAACAAAUUUGUUGUUUGAGAAAUACCCUAAGUGCCUCUUUCAUUUUCUUGUCUUAUUUGUUGUUGGUGCAUAUGUUUACUUUCCUGCGAAGACUCUGCGCAACGCAAUCUUGAGAAAAAAAACCCAACCCCAGACUAUACGUGCCAAAUGUUUCCAUAACCUGCCCAGGACCUAAAGUACAGGAAAAACCCCAUGGAUAACAGAUGAAUGUGAACAAAACACUAGCAAUGAGAGGUAUUAAUAGUGAAGAGAUUUAGAGUGUGCAAUACUCUACUACAGAAAUUUGUAUUGAUUUUUAUUUUAAUUCAGGGAAACCUGAAAAGCGAGAAAAGCAAUGUACAUUUCUCUACUGUGUUCAACAGCAUUAUUGGUUUUCUGUAAUCUUUAAUAACAUGAAACACUUUUAAUUUAUUUUUAAUUUUUCCUGCAAAUGAUUAGAUUGUUAGACUUUUGUUUUAUGCCUUUUUUUUGCCUUGAACUGUUGCACGUAAUCAACCUUUUUAAAGUAUUUCAUGACAUAUUCAUUUGAGUGUUAAUAUAAUUAAAAACAUUGGUUUUGCAAUUAUAA
Labrus bergylta (ballan wrasse) is the source of this 1258-nucleotide messenger RNA. RefSeq names its product eukaryotic translation initiation factor 4eb (gene eif4eb). Gene Ontology annotation, cellular component: cytoplasm; eukaryotic translation initiation factor 4F complex. Gene Ontology annotation, molecular function: RNA 7-methylguanosine cap binding; translation initiation factor activity. The record is from RefSeq and is a predicted model, not a curated record. NCBI's taxonomy places the organism in Eukaryota, Metazoa, Chordata, Actinopteri, Labriformes, Labridae. Gene Ontology annotation, biological process: translational initiation.